Molecule: messenger RNA, 414 nt
Organism: Penicillium soppii
Lineage: Eukaryota; Fungi; Ascomycota; Eurotiomycetes; Eurotiales; Aspergillaceae
Product: EGFR-like transmembrane domain-containing protein
Exons: 1
Coding region: 1-414 (137 amino acids)
Source: RefSeq, a predicted model, not a curated record
AUGGCCAAUUAUGAAAGCCGAGUUGUCAAUGUCUCGCAGUGCAUUUGGGAUGAGGGCGUGGAAGAGAACAUCGUCACUAUUUAUGCGAGCUCAGGCACCAACACCGACGAGUCUUCAUCCCCCAGAAACAAAAGUCCAAUGUCGUCCUCUUCCCAUGAUUCCAAUGACUCUUCUCUCAGCACCAGUGCCAUCGCCGGCAUUGCAAUCGGUGCAGUGGUUGCUGUUGCAUUGAUCGCCUUAGCUAUUUUCUUCUUUCUUCACCGGCGGAAGCAGAAUGCUGGCAAUGAAGUUGAACCUAGCAAUCUUCUGUCUUCCGCGUCUCAGAGUGUCUCAGUACUUGGUUCUAAGGAUGCAGAAGGAAAUGUGCUUGGUAAGGAAAGAACCUUCCGAAGUGUGACACUUUUGGAGCUCUAA